Messenger RNA from Colletotrichum lupini, 1146 nucleotides. Its product is annotated as fasciclin domain-containing protein. Gene Ontology annotation, cellular component: fungal-type vacuole membrane. Gene Ontology annotation, biological process: macroautophagy. The transcript is spliced from 4 exons. NCBI's taxonomy places the organism in Eukaryota, Fungi, Ascomycota, Sordariomycetes, Glomerellales, Glomerellaceae. Bases 1 to 1146 code for a protein of 381 amino acids. The record is from RefSeq and is a predicted model, not a curated record.
AUGCAGCCGACGAGCUUCUUCACGCUCGCCUUUGCUGCACUAGCGGCAGCGGCUCCACCUCUUAUGGAUGUACUCAAGAGCAAUAAUGAUACCUUGAGUACUCUGACCUCACUUCUGGCGAUGGUUCCAGCACUGAACCAGACCCUCGUCAAAGCCAAGGACGUCACCGUCCUCGCUCCCUCCAACGAUGCCUUCGUCAAGAUGAUGCAGAUGGACCCUACCUUUGCCCAAAAGGCGACCAACGCAACCUUCCUCGCCGAUCUCCUAAGCUACCACGUCGUCAGCGGCAAGACCACGGCCACCAUGUUUUUCGAACAGCCCAAGUUCGCUCAGACCCUCCUCGAGAUGCCCACCGCCAACGUCACGGGUAAUCAAAAGGUCGAGCUUGUCAGGAAGGGUGAUCAGGGCAGGGUAUUCAGCGGCUACAAGCAGAUGAGCGUCAUCACAAAAGCCGACGUCGCCUUCCAGAACGGCGUACUUCACAUCAUCGAUACCGUCUUGACGUUCCCCGGAUCCCCCGCCGACACGGCUAUGAACACGGGCCUCACGAGCAUGGCGGGCGCGUUGAUAAAAGCUGGGUUGGUCGAUGGUGUCAACUCUUUGCAGGCCGCGACUGUCUUUGCACCGACGAAUGCUGCGUUCCAGGCUAUUGGGGCUACGGUUGCGUCGAUGGAACCUGCGGAUCUUGCUAGGAUCCUACAGUAUCACGUUCUCAUGAACCAGGUCCGGUUCACCACAGGAGUGGCGACCAAGAUGGGAUAUAAGAGUCUGAUGGGCGAGAAGGUUUCGCUGCGGAAGGAGGAUACUACCGUCUUUGCCAACUCUGCCAAGGUUACUAUCAAGGAUAUCAUUACCAGCGACGGUGUUAUGCACGUCAUUGAUAGUGUCCUCAACCCAGCAUCACCCAAGUUGAGCCCAGGAACCUCAACGGCUGCCUUCCCCGGAGCAGUUCAAGCUGCCAAUGCCCCCUUCACUGACGGUGUCAAGCCGACUGCGAAUUUCACUCCGGCUGGGGCGGGUUCGAGAAGUUUUGAUGCCUCGCUCAAAUUUGCUAUGAUGGGGUUCAUGGGCUCUCUGGCUGUUGCGUACCUCUCUGGUGAGCAGACAUUAUACUUGAGAAGAAGUGCCAUCUUGUUUCUCACAUAA